CUCCGCCGACACUCUGCGUAAACACACUUCAUCAAUUGCACCUCACCGCAACUCGCGCAAUGCGCGCCAACAGCAGCAACACCUCAACACAAUCACCACUACCGCCUUCACCAUGUUAACAUCACGAAUACUGCCCCCGUUGCGGCACCACACCCCGCAAUUGGCACAACUCCGCCAAACCACCACCAGAUUUCCCGCAAACACCACAACAGCGACCACCACCUCACCACUCUUCCGCCCUCUCGCCCGUCGCUCAUUCCACGCAACCGCACCCCAGAACAGCGCCCUCGACGCAUGGCUAUACCUCCCGCACGAGCUCCUCCAAACCCUCCACGUCGCACUGCCCUGGUACGCCGCGAUCCCAGUGUCCGCGUUCCUGGUCCGCGGGCUCCUCGUCACGACGCUGGGCUCGCGGUCGCGGUCCCUGACGUCGCGGUACGUGGCGCUGCACCCUCUGCGACAGGCCAUCGGCGUCAAGGUGCGGGACCAGAUGCUGCGGAAGGGCGGGAUGCGGGGGCCGCGGGAGGCCAAGGUCGCGGUGAUGAAGGCGAUACGGCGGGAGACGGGCGCGCUGGAUCGGCGCUGGAGGUGUACGCUGCUCGGGUCGUUCGGGUGGACGCUGCUGCAGUUGCCGCUGUGGUUUACGAUGACGGAGGUUGUGAGGAGGAUGGGCGGGUUUAGGGAUGGCUUGUUGAGGAUGGGGAUGAAUGCUUUGGGGCUUGCGGGGGAGAACAGCGCUGGUGGUGAUGCUGCUACGGCGGCGGCGGCGGCGGAGCUGGCGGGGAGUUCGUAUCCGAGGGAUAUCGUGGCGAACCCUUGGUUCGAUGCCACGCUGGGACAUGAGGGCAUGCUGUGGUUUCCGAGUCUGCUAGACGCGGACCCCCUCGGCGCGCUGUCGUACGUCGUGUCGGCGCUCAUGUUUGCGAACGUGUACGUGACGAAGAACACGGCUGGGAGCGUGGGCACAGAACCCACUCGCUUUCAGCGCAUGCUGAGGAGGACGCUGUUGGGUGUCUCGCUGGCCAUAGGUCCGUUGUGUACGGACCUCCCCGCGGGAUUGCUGCUGUACUGGGCUUCGAGCACAAUGUCCGUCAUUGCGUGGAACCAGUAUCUCGACUGGAAGUUCCCGGUCGUAAGGAACUUUGGUGCGUGCAAGAGGCCGUUGCUGUUGAUGCCGCCGCCUAAGAUCAGAUCGGGGGGACGGAGCCCUGCCACCUAAGAAAUCUUGAAUGAAAACAAAGUAAAAGAAAGAAAGGACAAGCCGCCUUGUUGUACAGAUAAUUGUAGAUAUACAUCACCCGCCAUCGUCUCACCCAGGUGCCAAAUCUGCCCACCGCAGAAAGGGGGGAAUAAGACAUAAAGUAGAAACAAAAUAUAAACAUAC
Messenger RNA from Aaosphaeria arxii CBS 175.79, 1384 nucleotides. RefSeq lists its product as uncharacterized. NCBI's taxonomy places the organism in Eukaryota, Fungi, Ascomycota, Dothideomycetes, Pleosporales. Gene Ontology annotation, biological process: protein insertion into mitochondrial inner membrane from matrix; mitochondrial respiratory chain complex IV assembly. Gene Ontology annotation, molecular function: membrane insertase activity. The transcript has a single exon. The record is from RefSeq and is a predicted model, not a curated record. Bases 113 to 1219 code for a protein of 368 amino acids. Gene Ontology annotation, cellular component: mitochondrial inner membrane.